GACAAGGGAGGGAGUGAUUAUGUAAUUUACCAGAAAGAAAGAAACAAAGCUAAACAAAAACCUCUCUUAAACCCUAGUCACCCACAACACCAGCAAACCAACAUUCAACAAUGGAACUUGAUUCUUCUUCUUCUUCACUAGACACAAAGAUAAACGAGUUAUUAAACGAAGUUCAGCUCAAUUACUCUCCUGCUCUUGCUAACCUUGUAGACGACACCGUUUCAGCCAUCAAACAAUCCAUCAACCGAAUCCCCCAAGACCUUACUGUUUCCGGUGACGAGGCUUCGAAAUUUGUUGAAGAUAUUGGCGCUGAUAAAGUCGAAUUGUUUAAAUUUAAGAAGCCGAAAUCUAUUGAAAUUGGAGGCAGUUAUUCAAUGCAAUGCGUUGCUAAGCCGUCGAUUAAUGUUGAUGUUUUUGUUCAGAUGCCAAAGGAAUGCUUUCAUGAGAAAGAUUAUCUAAAUCACCGAUAUCAUGCCAAAAGGUUUCUUUACCUUUCCAUUAUCAAGAAGUAUUUAAGCUCUUCGCCAUCAUUUCACAAGGUUGAAUGGUCUUUUCUUAAUUUUGAGGCUAGAAAACCUGUAUUGCUUGUCCACCCAGCCAAGAAGCUCGUUGAAGUUCCUGGGUUUUUUGUUAGGAUUAUUCCAACUGCAAAAUUGCUAUUAAAUGUCUCAAAGUUGGAUUUGAAGCGAAAUAAUAUUCGUGCACUGAAUCAAGAAGGGAGUCUUCCACUGCCUACGCCAAGCUACAAUAGCAGCAUUUUGGAAGACAUGUAUAUGGAGGAUGACACAGAUUUUCUUAAGAAAGUGUUUCUUGAAUGGAAGGAAUUGAGGGAGGCUUUAAUUUUGCUUAAAGUUUGGGCUAGGCAGAGAAGUUCUAUAUAUGCCCAUGAUUGCCUUAAUGGGUUUCUGUUGGCCGCCAUACUGUCGUACUUAGCAACUGCUGCGAAGGUUAACAAGUCUAUGAAGCCAUUGCAAAUCAUUCGUGUCACAAUGGACUUUAUAGCCCAUUCUAAAUUAUGGAGCCAAGGGGUUUACUUUCAGCAGAAGCAAGAGGUCAAGGUUUCCAAGGAGGAAAAGAUGCUCUACAAAGAAUCAUUUCCCAUAGUGCUUUGUAAUUCAUAUGGACGACUCAAUUUGGCCUUCCGUAUGAAAAGUAGUACUUUCUUAGAGCUCCAAGACGAGGCUGCUUUAUUGCUUAAGUGCUUAGCCAAAUCAGGUGAUGGUGCAUUUGAGGAAAUCUUCAUGACCAAAAUUGACUUUUGUAGUAAAUAUGAUUAUUGCAUUAGAUUGAACUUAAAAGGAAAUGUCGAUGUCCAUUCAUUGGGAUUUUGCUUGGAUGAGGAAUGUUGGAGAUUAUAUGAGCAAAGAGUAUACAACAUUCUGUGUCAAGGACUGAACGACAGGGCCAAGUUUAUCCGUGUUAUUUGGAGAAAUAUCUAUCCGGAAUGCAGCGUAGAAAAUGGCCUAUCAGCUCUGGAUAAAGAGCCAAUGCUUAUUGGAAUUUCACUAAGCUCUUUGGAUAAAGCAUUAAGAGUUGUUGAUAUUGGUCCAGAUGCUGAAAACAAAGAAGAGGCACUUAAGUUUCGAAAGUUUUGGGGAGAAAGGGCAGAACUUCGUAGAUUUAGAGAUGGCAAAAUUGCUGAAAGCACAGUUUGGGAGAUUGAGCAGGGGGCAAAACAUCUCAUUCUGAAAAGAAUAGUUGAAUAUGUAUUUCUUCGUCAUCUUUCUCUUCCAGAAACAAAUGUUCUACAAGUUGUGGAUCAACUUGAUUUCUCUCUUCUUCAUGGUUCUGAAGAUCCAAUGUCUUUUUCUUCGAGUCUCCUUGCGGCAUUUGAAGUUCUAUCAAAGCGUUUGCAUCUACUUGAAGACAUUCCCUUGAAGAUAUCUAGCGUGCAGCCUUUAGACCCGGCUUUCAGGUUCACAUCUGUCUUCCCUCCUAAACCACACCCAUUAGCAAGUGACAAGGAUUAUGUGCCAAGGUCACAUAAACUCCUGUCAUCAUGCAUUCAGCCUUUGGAAGUUAUGAUUCAGUUGGAAGGUUCAGGAAAUUGGCCAAUGGACAAGGUAGCAAUUGAGAAAACUAAAUCUGCUUUCCUUCUUAAAAUUGGAGAGAGUCUUCAGAAUAACUGCGGGAUGACAUGUACUGCUACUGAGGAUGACGUAGACAUUUUUGUUUCUGGAUAUGCAUUCCGUCUUAAAAUUUUGCAUGAGAGAGGCUUGAGCUUGGUGAAAAAGGAAAUUGGAAAUCAUAAAGUCAAGCAAGUCCCUUUGGUAGAUAAGAAACUCUUUGUUCGUAGCCAGCAUUCCAGCAUUGUCAAUGGUUUACAGGGUCUGUAUCCAAUGUAUGGGCCAGUGGUCAGGCUUGCAAAACGAUGGGUUGCUUCACAUCUCUUUUCAGCUUGCUUGGUAGAGGAGGCUGUUGAAUUACUGGUUGCUUAUCUCUUUGUGAAACCUUUACCAUUUACUGCCCCUUGUUCACGUAUAACUGGAUUUUUAAGGUUCUUGCGACUACUAGCUGAAUAUGAUUGGACCUUUUCUCCUUUGAUUGUUGACCUAAAUAAUGAUCUGUCCCCAAACGAUAUGAAAGAGAUUUAUGAUAACUUUUCAUUAAGCAGAAAAAGUUAUGAAGAAAACAUGAAAAAUAUAAGCACAUCAAUGUUCUUGGCAACAUCCUACGACAAGGAUUCUGAUGCUUGGACUGGAACCGCUCCAAACAUACUGGAGCUUAAGAGGUUGGUGGCCUAUGCUCGUAGUAGCUCGAACUUGCUAACCAGACUCAUAUUGGAGGAUCAGACCGACUCUUACAGCUGGGAGUGUCUUUACCGAACUCCUUUGAACAAUUAUGAUGCUGUAAUUUUUCUCCAUGGAGACAGAUUACCAUAUCCUCAGCGUCUUCUCUUCCCUUCCAAGCCAAACAAAGGAACACUUGUAGCUCAUGGGAAUGCUACCAAAACUUUCCAGCCCUUCAUGUUGUCUAGCGAUUUGAGGGGAAGUUUAGAGAAACUAAAAGACAAGCUUAUGGUGGACUUUGAUCCUUUGAGAUGCUACAUUGCAGAUAUACAGAAAGAGUUUGAAGAACUGAAAUUGUGGUAUGAUUCUCUAGGAGGUGAUGUUAUUGGAUUAACAUGGGACUCAAAGAAACGGGGACGAGAUGAAGCAAAUGCAGGAGAAGAUCCAAUUCAUGUGUUAAAAGCUGUUGGUGAAGCUGGGAAAGGAUUUGUAAAGAGCGUACAUUUUCUGAAGGCGCGGAAGCUCGAAAGUUGAGGUUUAGUUUACCUGGGCUAGAAUUUAGUUAAGUAAAAUGUUCCAUGGUACUGCAUGUGUUGCCAUAGUUUUGAAGAAACAUUGUGGAAAUCUGCAUAUUCCUUUUAUAGGUUUCAAUCUUUCGAGUCCAAAGAGGAGAGGGAAAGGCAAUUUUGGUGUCCUAGUGUAGCUAUUCGGUACCACUUUUGUUGUAUCUUUUAGUAUGAGGUUCUUAAGUCUUCAAUUAGCAGUAUGAGGGUUAGAUAAAUCAAUUUUAAAAAUAUUAAAUUGAUUUUGAAAAAUUUGAUAAAUUUUUAACGAAUUGAUCAAAUUGAGAUAGAUUUAUAA
This is a messenger RNA of Mercurialis annua (annual mercury), 3590 nucleotides long. RefSeq lists its product as uncharacterized. Bases 111 to 3263 code for a protein of 1050 amino acids. The record is from RefSeq and is a predicted model, not a curated record. Gene Ontology annotation, biological process: tRNA export from nucleus; rRNA processing. Lineage: Eukaryota; Viridiplantae; Streptophyta; Magnoliopsida; Malpighiales; Euphorbiaceae. The transcript has 26 exons. Gene Ontology annotation, cellular component: small-subunit processome; UTP-C complex; CURI complex.